Molecule: messenger RNA, 5555 nt
Organism: Osmia bicornis bicornis
Lineage: Eukaryota; Metazoa; Arthropoda; Insecta; Hymenoptera; Megachilidae
Product: zinc finger protein 845-like
Exons: 11
Coding region: 436-5103 (1555 amino acids)
Biological process (GO): regulation of transcription by RNA polymerase II
Cellular component (GO): chromosome; nucleus
Molecular function (GO): chromatin insulator sequence binding; DNA-binding transcription factor activity, RNA polymerase II-specific; RNA polymerase II transcription regulatory region sequence-specific DNA binding
Source: RefSeq, a predicted model, not a curated record
UUAUUGUUGCUUCUUAGUAUUAUUGUGAAAGUAGAUGUAAAAUAACAGAUAAAAUUUCAUUGAAUUAUAUCGUCUUAUUUCCGCUAUUUAUUUCGAAAAACACUCUGAUAAAAGUACAAGAUUUUUGUGGAAAAUGCUCUAACACCUUCCUCGUCAACAGUUUUGCUAGCGAAGAAAAAAUGGCGCCCACAGCCUCUAGAUCGCGCGACCACCGAAUUUACGUGAAAAAUGAAUAAUAUGUACGAGGUAAAGUGGCUUGACGUUAAUGUCAUUUGGAAGGAGAAAACGGUAUAGACUUAUGAAGAAGCGACCGUCGUUCUCCUCUUUUUUAUUUCGAUACGUGGCUGAGAAGAUCGUGGGGAAAUAAAAAGAUAUCUCGAUGCACGACACGAAUCAGAAAAGAAGGUACGUGGGACAAAAUAAAUUUUGUCCAAGAUGUCAGGAAGGCUACCUCGAUUGCGUGCACUUCGUCCACGACCUCAGCAACUGAAAAUUGAACCGCAUAAGGAAAGUAACCUUAAAGAAACUCGACAGGAAGUCGCGAUGCGGGAAUACGAGUUACAGGAGAGUUCCGAGGAAAUUUCAUACGAUGUCAAAGGCAAUAGCUCUGUAAGGAACAGUCUGAAACGUGAACACGAGGGAUACGAUUGUUCGGGAUCUUCGCAAAAUUAUGAAUGUAAAACUUGUAAACCCUCAAAGCCCCUGUCUAAUCUUAAAGCGUAUCUUGAUCAUUUGAAAAAAGAACACAAACAAAAGGGAAAAUUUAUACGCGAUACUGGAAAUCGAUGUUCCAUGUGUUCAUAUGUUUCCCUAAAUUCAAGGGAUCUUGAAACUCAUCAGAGAGUACAUCAUUUGAAAAGAAGAUUUUUUAGAUGCGCUAAAUGUUCUUAUGUCACGCAUGUACGUGCUCGUUACACAAAGCACGUGAAAUAUCAUUCCAUGCCAAUGAUUAAGUGCGAUGCUUGUGACUUUCGUACACCGUACAAGUGGAAUUUAGACAGGCACACCAGGAAUCAUGGAGGAGGAGGAGCUUUCCAAUGUCGUGCUUGCAAUUUUACAGCUGAUAUCAGGCAGAGUUUAACAGUGCACGAAACCAAUCAUCACGAACCUCCUGUGAGUCAAACAAAUCGCAAAUCUAACACACCUUUUGAGCGUAAACCAAGAAAUAGCCCUAAGCGUUACAACCAGGUGGGUGCAAGUGAUUUUCGAGAUUCGUUACGCAUAUCUGGAAGUACAAGCGUGUCGAUCAGUCCUGGAGAUUCGUACUCGAUUUCUGACCAGGCUUUGGAAGAUAAAAGAAGUGCAAUGGCAAAUGCCGAAUGUAUAGCGUUAAAAUGCGAGGAGAAAGGUUGUCAAUUUAUUACAGCAUGGGAUUCUGAAAUGCAACGACAUCUGGCAGAAUGUCAUGCUCCAAUUACACCGAAUAAAUCUAAAAAACCACUGCCAAUGUUAAUACCUUUAAGCCCUGCUAAAUCUGGCAGCAGCAACACCAGUGGAUCUUCGGCAACAUUAUUGAAAGUUCCGCGUGUGAGGGUAAGGCCGGAACUUGCACAAAUCGCAAGAGACACCGAACUAGCCAAGUUGUAUGGAAAUAAAGAAGUGAGAAAUUUAAAGAAGGAUGCAAAUAAUGCGGCAGAUUUAUUUGAAAAAAAAAAUGCGUCCUUCUUUGAUAAGCUAAAGGAAAAGCUUACAACGUCGGCGUCAAUUAAUAACGGAGUACCAGAGGUAGCUGUAAGUACUACGAACGAUUUGAAAUGCUGGUGUACUUUUAAAGCUAGUAGCAUGGAAGAGCUGGCUUGUCACAAACAAACACACCACACCGCUCUCAGUGUAUCUGUGGGUACAACGCGUUGUCCUAAGUGCAGAAGACGUUGCAAAAGUUCGACUGAUCUACAAGUGCAUAUGCAGUGUUGUCACUCGACAAGCAACAAUACGUCCAUACACAAUAGCUUAGAAAAAAUAUCAAAUUGUUCAGAACUCCGUGUGACCUCGUAUCGCGGUGAAUAUACAUUUCCUGCGCAAACGGAUUGGGACAUUAAUCUCAGCGGACUGAAUUCUUCUGGAUCAUCGGUUGAAGGCACCUCGACGCAUCCAUGUGGCCGACGGGUAUUUAAAUGCCCGCAUUGUCCAUUUUGGGCAUCCACCGCAAGUCGUUUUCAUGUUCAUAUUGUCGGUCAUUUAAAUCGGAAGCCAUUCGAGUGUUCCCUAUGCGCGUAUCGCUCUAACUGGCGAUGGGACAUCACAAAACAUAUUAAACUUAAAGCAGCUAAAGAUCCAGUUCAUAUGACUGCCACGGUACUUAUGACGGAUGAAACAGGUCGACGGAAUUAUUCCAAAUAUAACAAAUACCUUGCACAGGUCGAACAACAAUCGUGGGACGAACAAAACAUGGAGGAGCGUAACGUAGAAGAAACAAAUUCUGACGAACCACCGACAAAGUUGUUAAUAAUGAACACCGAUGAAUAUUUACAAGCACCCGAACUUACGACUACUCCGAUUUCGAUAAUGUCUACGAACGAAGGAAAUCAUAAUGUUAACGCUAUUAAUAUUGGACUAAGGCCACCUCCCCCUCUGAAAGCUGCUGCUAGAAAUCGUGGUCAAUCGUUGCUUAAAAAUAAUUUGAAUUCUACAAGUCAGCCGAGUACAUCUACCUCUGCUACGAGUUCGGAAGAAAAUAAACGUACAAUGUGGAAGUGUAAGCGUUGUAAUUUUCGACAUUCCAAUAGAGAAACUGUAUCGUUGCACGUUAAGUCUCAUAGUGAAUCGGAGCAACGAUACGAAGAAGAAAAAAAUGCAUUUAGCUGCGGAGAUUGUCCAUAUUCUGCAUCCGAUGCGGCUACUUUAUCGAUGCACCGAGUUCAUCAUCGUCCAAAUUUGGAAGCAAUUUUCAAAUGUUAUUUAUGCCCUUAUUACGUUAGCACAAAAGCGGAGCUUUUGGAUCAUGUUAGACUUCACGGAGAAGAACUUGCUGUUGUACAUCAACAGAAUAUGGAUUAUAAUUUUUCACCUACUAAAUCUAAAACGCAGCAACCAUUAGGAGAAGAUACGAAUCGUAUGAAAGGAGAGAAAUCUGUGGAACAAGUGAUACAUAUAACAACGCAAAAUAACGUGACUUGUAUCACAAGUGCCUCAAAAAGUAGUUCCAGUGUACCUCCGCCGUUACUUCUGGAUACCCGAGCACUGCCUGAAGCUCCGUUAGUAUGGGUGUCCCGACCGGAUGGUACACUUACGAAGAUGUUAAAAUGUCGUCACUGCCCUUUUGUGUCUUCGCGACGUGCCGAAGUUCGAGAUCACGAAAGCAUGCAUCUCGAUUCUCCUGGUAAUGGUCCUGUGAUCGCAUGUACCGAUUGUAGUUUUACUUGUACGCGACGAGAAGUAAUGGUCGCGCACAUAGACAUGCAUUCCGGUUCUUUAGGUACCGUUCAUUGUUUAGUAGACGAUUCGAGGCCAGAUUCGCAGCAGUUGAUCGAUUUGACUGCGCUUCUCGGAUUCACGCAUUCCCCUGUAUUGGGCUCGGAGCCUGAUCUACGUGAUUCCAGGCUUGUGCAUUGUUGCAGUAAAUGCCCAGCGCGAUUUCUUUGCGAGAAAGAAUUAAGAAUUCAUUUGCGAUAUCAUUCAACGGAAUUGGCUUACUCUUGCCAGUGGUGUUCUUACGCUGCUCGACAACCAGCUCACCUUCUAGCUCAUCAGAAAGCACAUUCGACCGAGUACCAAGAACGUACCAAGUACUUGUUAUCACUGUACGGUUACUCGCAACGUUAUCCACCUCCUACCACAGCCUGCGUCGAAACAAAUGGCCAAGGCACAAAUAAUUCAACGCCUACCGUUGCAUGGAUCGUAGUAGAAAUUACGGAGACUUCGAGUAGCAGUUUCAAUAGUAAUGGUAAUAGUAACAACAACAACAACAACAACAACAACAACAGCAGCAACAACAACAAUAACAGCAAUAAUAACAACGCAAACCAACGAAAUCAAGGAAAUCAAGUAUUCACUUGUGCCAAGUGUCCGGCUCGUUACUUCAAACUCGAUGCUCUGGAGUAUCAUAUGACUUUGCAUGGAUCCAACAACAGAUUCAAAUGCACCGAAUGCGAUUACUCGUCGAAGACAGCUCAGAAUUUGGUAAAACAUCAAGUGGUUCAUAGACGACAGAAUGAUACGAACGAUGUAACUUCGAAUCUGAGUCCGCCACCCGAUCCUCAGUUUGGAAUCUUUAUGCGUGGCAAUCCGAAUUUCGUAUACCCUGGUUACUUGAGGAAUGGUCGUUUGAAAGAGAAACGUUACAAAUGUCACAAAUGUCCUUCCGCUUUUGAGAAACGAGAACAGUAUAGAGUUCAUUUGACGUUGCACGGAGCGAAACAAAGAUAUCGUUGCGACACUUGUGAUUAUUCUGUCAAAUAUUAUGCUAAUUACAUACAGCAUUUGAAGAAGCAUCAAGCAAAUGCCGAAGCGCAAGCGUCGCGGAGGCAAUUCGAAGAUGACACGAUCACCAUCGAUAGCGAUACAGUUUCCGAUAGGGAAUCUAUAUCUCGUUCAGGAAAGACUCUUAAAUCGUCGAAUAAUUCAGCUGCAACAAUGUCUACGAACGGAAUAUCAAUGUUAAAUUACGGUGGAGUUCAAGCUUCGAAUCAAGACAAGCAGUCUUUAAUGUUGUUGCAAAAGAAAGGUAUACUGGUAUCGUCGAACGACGAAGUGGAAACGUUACGCUGCCAAAGUUGCCCGUUCUCCACCUGUGACAAAGAAGCGAUGGACGCUCAUAAGCGUCGACACGGUAUUGAAAGAAUGACGCCAUCCUGCCCCCAUUGCGACUACAUCCCUCGGAAAGAUGAGAACGUUGGUGAACAUAUAAGACUACAUUUCACAAGACUUUACAAACCGGAAUCCUAUCUUAUUAUAGAGCUUUUAACUUUGACAAUGAAGAAAAUAGCAUCAAAUGGAAAGGAAGAGAAACAGAAGGCUGCUGAAUUACUUUUUAAGGAGUACGCGGAUGGAAGGUUCUUUCCAUUCGCUGAUACAAAUGCAUUUGGUAGCCCUUCAAAUAGUCACAAGGAAAAGGUUAUAGUAGAUCCGAAUACCGGCGAAACGAAACAUCAUUUUCCUCUUUAAUCCUCUUUAAUCCUCUUUAAUCCUCUUUAAUCCUCUUUAAACUGACGUUAAAUGAUAACAAUGUAAUGUGUACAUAUAUUUUUCUGUAUAUAAUAAUAAGCAUAUAGCGCGUAUUAGAUGUCGAUCUUAUAAACAUUUUCUAGGUUCUUCAAUUUAUCGAAUUACAAUGAAAUUACUAAAAAAUGAUGAUUACGUUCAAGUAAUAGAUUAUAGAAAUGCAUGAACGUAAUUUGAUUACCGAUUGCUGCUGUUAUAAGCGAUAUUGUAGCUCGAUAUUGUUUGAUCUUUGUGAUUGAAUGCGUCGUAAAACGUAUAAAACUAGAGAUAUGCCAUGUUUUAUUCGUUUUAUUAAGCAUCUCUCCAGACAGUUUAAUACUACUGUAUAUAAAAUUUGAAAUGAUCAAUAUCUUGUAUGAUACAAUAACAAUAAACGAGUGCUAUAUAUACAUAAA